Brassica oleracea var. oleracea is the source of this 947-nucleotide messenger RNA. RefSeq names its product putative SNAP25 homologous protein SNAP30. NCBI's taxonomy places the organism in Eukaryota, Viridiplantae, Streptophyta, Magnoliopsida, Brassicales, Brassicaceae. Gene Ontology annotation, molecular function: SNAP receptor activity. Bases 62 to 862 code for a protein of 266 amino acids. The transcript is spliced from 5 exons. The record is from RefSeq and is a predicted model, not a curated record. Gene Ontology annotation, cellular component: plasma membrane; SNARE complex.
UCUGAAUCUUCUCUUUGGAGACGACAUCUCAAUCAAUAGUCUUUCUCUCAUUGUCGAAUAAAUGUUUGGAUUCUUAAAAUCUCCGGGGAACAACAAAGUUCCCAACGAAUCAUCAAACAACAAAGGAGGAGGAACAAUCAAUGGAGGAAGAAGAACUUCUUCGGAACCAGUCCUCAUAACACCAGAUUUCGACGAAGAUGACGACAAGUACAAGAAGGGUUUCAGCAACUCUGGUGAUCUGCAGAGCCAGACGACGGAGGAUUUAGAGAAGUACGCGGUUUAUAAAGCCGAAGAAACAACCAAAGGUGUCAACAACUGUCUUAAGAUCGCUGAAGAUAUAAGAUCGGACGCUACGAGGACGCUUGAUAUGUUGCACGCGCAAGGUGAACAGAUUAACAGGACUCAUGUUAUGGCUGUUGAAAUGGAUAAAGAUCUCGGUCGGGGAGAGAAGCUUUUGAACAGUUUAGGAGGAAUGUUUUCUAAGCCAUGGAAACCUAAGAAGGGUAAAGAGAUCGCAGGACCUAUGAUCACACCAGAUAAAGCGUCGAAGAAGAGCGCGAAUAACAAAGAAGAGCGAGAGAAACUUGGUUUGGCUGCGAAAGGACGAUCAAGCAGCCAACCGAUACCAUCAGACCAACCAACAAACGCUAUGCAGAAAGUGGAGCAAGAGAAGGCAAAGCAAGACGAUGGACUUUCAGAUUUAAGUGACAUUUUGGGUGAUCUUAAGGGCAUGGCCCUUGACAUGGGAUCUGAGCUCGACAAGCAAAACAAGGCUCUGGAUCAUCUGGACGGCGAUAUUGAUGAGCUUAACAACCGUGUUCAAGGAGCUAAUCAACGGGCACGUCACUUGCUUUCCAAAUAAACACCUUCCCAAACAAAACAAAAACGUACUAUUCUCCUAUACGUAUUUUUUUCUCUUUACGUUCGUACAGCUCUGAAACUAUAUU